Molecule: messenger RNA, 501 nt
Organism: Nicotiana attenuata
Lineage: Eukaryota; Viridiplantae; Streptophyta; Magnoliopsida; Solanales; Solanaceae
Product: actin-like
Exons: 2
Coding region: 70-501 (143 amino acids)
Source: RefSeq, a predicted model, not a curated record
AUAAAGUUUCUACUGGAGGAGGGUGUUUUAUCCUAUACCCGUACAAUUGAAACAGGUAUAUUUCGCGAGAUGAAGGAGACAAAUGCUUAUGUUGCACUGGAUUUUGAACAGGAGAUUGAGAAGGCAAAAAAUUUCCCAAAAUCAGUUGAGAAGAGCUAUGAGCUUCCUGAUGGAGAAGUCAUUAAUAUUUGUGCUGGGAGGUUCCGUUGCCCUGAAGUCCUCUUCCAGCCUUCAUUAGUUGGAAAGGAAGAGAUAGGAAUUCAUGAAAAAAUCUACAACUCAAUCAUGAUAUGUGAUGUCGAUAUUAGGAAAGAUUUAUUUUCAAAUAUUGUGAUUAGUGGUGGCUCAACUAUGUUUCCCGGCAUAGCAGAUCGUAUGAGUAAGGAAAUUACUGCUCUCUCUCCAAGCGACACAAAGAUCAAAGUUGUUGCACCUCCUGAUCGAAAAUAUUGCAUAAAUGAUAAGGAGAAGGACUCCUUACUCGAGAGAACUAUAUCCUAG